Adelges cooleyi (spruce gall adelgid) is the source of this 1670-nucleotide messenger RNA. Its product is annotated as zinc finger protein 664-like. Gene Ontology annotation, biological process: regulation of transcription by RNA polymerase II. NCBI's taxonomy places the organism in Eukaryota, Metazoa, Arthropoda, Insecta, Hemiptera, Adelgidae. The coding region runs from base 145 to 1536 and encodes 463 amino acids. The transcript has 3 exons. Gene Ontology annotation, molecular function: RNA polymerase II cis-regulatory region sequence-specific DNA binding; DNA-binding transcription factor activity, RNA polymerase II-specific; zinc ion binding. The record is from RefSeq and is a predicted model, not a curated record. Gene Ontology annotation, cellular component: nucleus.
GUAAACACACACACAUACACCACCUGAAUAAUUUUAGUUUACCCAUUAUAAAACUUUUUUUUGUUUGCAAUACUGUGUCUGCUUUAACCGAUGCAGAACAGUGUAAAAUGCGUAUGAUCCAAGGCAACAGCAGCCCGUGAUACAAUGCCGCCCGACAAGUCGUCGACCGUCGUGCAAUGUGCACGCGACCACACCACCGAACUGUCUAAAGUAUGCCGGUUGUGUCUGUCCGUCGUGGACUGGCCGAUCAGCGUGUUCGACGAGUUGGCCACCAAAAUUACACAGUGUCUUCAGAUCCACAUAUCCCGCACGGACUCGUUACCAAAACAAGUAUGCAGUAAGUGCAAGGACACGGUCAACGAGUUCCAUGCAUACUACAGCAACGCGCUGGAAUGCCAGAAACAGCUAGACCAGCUAGUGGACGUCCAACAAGCCAACAACAUGGCUUCUAGUAGUUUUGAACCGGUGGUCACCAUCAAUUAUGAUAACAUCGAAUAUAAAUCGGAAUACAAUAAUGAACCUGAACGAGAUUGGUCGGAUGGCAACCAAUCUGACGUCGAAACGAAACCCAUCAAUCUAGACCAGACUACCAGCUGUGAUAAAGAUAAACCUGUCAAGACUAAAACUUGCCGCAAACUGAAAAUCAAACUAUUUAAAUGUACCAAAUGUGAAGAAUCUUUCAACACCAAAAAUGCUCUCAAAGUACACAAAAACGACACACACCCGCACUCCGAGUACAAAUGCAAUUGUUGUGAUAAAACUUUUGACACAAUGUGCGCUCGUCAAAAACAUAAAAAAGAGGAACAUCCGAGUGUAACUUAUUCGUGCGACACUUGCGAUUAUCGGACGCCAUACAAGAGUCGUAUGCAGUACCACGAAAACAGACACAAAAAAGUCUACAGUGUGUUCUGCGACACUUGUCAAGCAGGCUUUUUCAACAAAGACGAAUUGGCCACGCACGAAAUCAAAAACCAUGGGGCCGAACCAUACCAGUGCGACAGGUGCAGCAAGCUGUGUACAUCGAAAACUAACUUGUACAGUCAUAUGAAAGUGCAUACAACUUCUGCCGAAUCCGUCAGUUACCAAUGUGAAACCUGCGGCAAAGCGUUCAGGCGUAUAGGAAGCUACAGGCGACACAUCCAGUCGCAUUUGGGACUGAAAUAUGAGUGUUCUUAUUGCAAAAAAUUGUUGAGCUCGGCACAUCACUUGAAGUUGCACGUGCGCAUCCACACCGGCGAGAAGAAUCAUGUGUGUGAAAUGUGUGGAAAAGCAUUCACGGUCAGCAAAUACCUAGUCGAGCACAAAAGAAUACACACUGGUGAGCGGCCCUUUAAAUGUGAUCUCUGUUCCAAGGGUUUUACGCAGAAAACAUCUUUGCGUAUUCACACCAGAUGGCAUACAGGCGAUCGUCCGUAUAAAUGUGACGUGUGCGAUGACCGUUUUGUGAUCAACACAUUCUUGCAGAGACACAUUAAAAAACACCAUCCAAAUUUAGUUGAACCUAUUCAAAAUUCUACUGCUGUUCAACAAAUAUAACAUAGUCAUCUUAUAUUAUUUCAACGACAGAUUAAAAUGAGAAUAGUUCUCUUUUAAGUUAUAAUAAUGUUCUUUUUACUAAGUUGGUACUUGUAUAUAUUUUCUUUUGUAGUUGGUUUCAUAAUUUGAAUGUA